Messenger RNA from Symbiodinium pilosum, 399 nucleotides. The record is from the annotation of a GenBank genome assembly. NCBI's taxonomy places the organism in Eukaryota, Dinophyceae, Suessiales, Symbiodiniaceae.
AUGUUCCAGAUUUCGCCAUAUGAGCUCAGGACUCCCUUCCCAGCCACGAUCAGCUAUUCCUUUGCGCCGGUCUACAACGGCAAAGCUUGGGCCAUUUUGACCUCCAACAUGGCCGCGCGCACUCCGGCUGAGAUCAAGGCGCUGUACAUGGCAUCGGGCGGUUCAACCUGCAACGUGCAGAACAUGGACGUGCAAGCUGGGUUAGAAAGUGAGAUUGGCAACUUUACGUGCGCUCUCUCAGCCAGUCAAACAUACAAGCUCCACGUCUACGUUGAGGACUGCUUCUCCGUGCAAGGUAGCACAAAGAUCGCCUAUGAUCGCCUCAGCCGCCUGAUUUUGGUCCAACCUUACGUUGGGGUGGUCUUGGGAGGGUCCAAGCAAUCACUGGCGGCUUCAUAA